CCAUGGCGCCUGCUAGCCUGCUUGCGCUGCUGCUGCUGCUCUUCGGAGGCUUCCCCGCCGCCCCCGCCGAGUCGAUUCGAGAGACUGAAGUCAUAGACCCUCAGGACCUCCUGGAAGGCGGCUACUACUCUGGAGACCUCCCUGACGAUGAAGAUGCUGGGGGCCUCGAGCAGGGAUCAGAUGACUUUGAGCUGUCGGGCUCUGGAGAUCUGGAUGGCACCGAGGAGACCAAGACCUUCCCAGAAGGGAUACAACCCUUGGUGCCUCUACACAACCACAUUCCGGAGAGGGCACAGCCUGGGAUCCGUGUCCCCUCAGACACCAAGGAGCUGGAAGAAAAUGAAGUCAUUCCCAAAAGGGUCUCGCCCUCCGAAGUGGGCGAUGAUAUAUCCAACAAAGUGUCCAUGUCCAGCACUGCUCAGGACAGCAACAUUUUUGAGAGAACCGAGGUCCUGGCAGCUCUGAUUGUGGGCGGCGUGGUGGGCAUCCUCUUCGCCGUCUUCCUGAUCCUGCUGCUGGUGUACCGCAUGAAGAAGAAGGACGAAGGCAGUUACGACCUGGGCAAGAAACCCAUCUACAAAAAAGCCCCCACCAACGAGUUCUAUGCGUGAAGCCUCCCAUGAGUGCUGCUUGGACUUAAUGGGGAGGGGAGUCAAAUGAUUGGAUGGUGGGCAUUAGUAGAGGAAGGGCACCUUAAUACUGAUUCGUCAGUAUCUGUCUCUGGUCACCUCUCUGGUGUCAGCAGAGAGAUCUACUGUGCUGCCUCGCUUGGAUUUGGGGGUAGGGGUAUGUGUGUCGGUUGCUCUGGCAGAAAGAAAGGGUUAAACUUGCCUUUUCUAAAGGCAAGCCUGGGAUUGGUUCAUUUUAUUCCCCCCAGAUUUCCAGAAUAGAAUCUAGGACCCGUGUAGAGCCUGUACUGAAUGUGCCUCACCUAUGACUGCCUUGACUCUGGAAGCCAAGUUGGCUGCUGUCCACAUGCUAAAUACCCUACCCAUCCAUCAGGAGCUGGGACAAGAAGCUAGAAUCCCUUGCACCUUGAGAUGGUCCACUCACGAGUGGGUCACACUACAGAGUCUCUAUGAUUCGCCUUGGCCAUUCUAGGCUCUGUCCAGUGACUUUUGGAACUCACUUUUUUUUUUUUUUUUUAAAUCCGGGGAGGGUGGGGUGAAGUGCCGAAAUGCAUUUGUAGAAGAUUGAGAAAACUAAUUUUUUUUUUUUUUUUAAAAAAAGGUUCAUUCCUUUCUGUGAGUGUUUGUGCCCAGGCUAAGAAUGUGGGGAUGGGCAAAUGUUCUGUGCAGAACAUUUCCAUUGCACCAGCUGAGUUUGUGUGUCACGAUUUUUAUGUUGUUUUGUUUGUCUUUUGAAAUGAGAGAAGAGUUGGAGAUAAUGAUUUUUAUUAAUUUUUUGUUACUAUUUAUAGCUUCAGACAGGGCUGCUGCUUCAUCCUCCUUUCUUCACUGCCCCUCCCCCACCAUUUAAAAAAAUACUCUGCCCUCUUGUUUAUAACUUUGGCCCUUUCUGAAGUUGCUUUGUCUAAGAAGUAGCUAUAAUGUUCUAGCAGAUUCCAGAAUAUAAUGUAGGGGAUAGUGGGAUAUUUGUGUAUGUGUUCUUGUAAUAUAUUAUUCUUACUUGGCUCUAGGAGAAUAGAUGAAUAUAUUUUUUUAGGAUAUAGAAUGGUAUUACCAGUUUCACGUUGGCUGGGUGGCCGUGUGAGUGAGUUUUCGUGUGGCUGAGUAGGCUUUGGCCCCUUCUCUUGCCCUGUUCCUGGUGCCUGAAGUAGUUGAGGGUAGCUGACUCUAACCCUCAUUCUGCCUUCUGCUGGGGACCCAGCUGCCAGGCUCCUGGGUCUGCUUUCUCCAGGGUCUGUAGAUGACAGUGACCUCGUGUGGCUGGAUAAAUCAGGUCAGUUCAGACCACACAAUUAGAAAUCCAUUUCUCAGUUGCUCUGGCCACAGUUUGAGUGCUCAGUCGCCAUAGCAGGUCGCCACUCAGCAUUGCUUGUAUCCCGGGGCAAGAGAAGGGGACCUGGAGGAGGGCGAUGAGGCCCCAAGUUCUGUCGUCUAGGACUCCCCCUCUUACGGAGUGACUUACAAAGUCCAGGGUGUGUGUGGACUGGGGAGGUCGGAGUCCCUCAACCAUGCCUGUGCCUGUAAGUCCCAUGAGCACCUCAGUCCAGGCCCCAGCUGGCUGGGUCCUCUUCUAGCCUCGGUGCCUGCACCUUUUCUGUACCCCUCACACUGUCGUCUGUUACUGAUUUUGUUUUUGAUAAAAGGAUAAUAAAACCUGAUACUUUCUA
Molecule: messenger RNA, 2296 nt
Organism: Chionomys nivalis (European snow vole)
Lineage: Eukaryota; Metazoa; Chordata; Mammalia; Rodentia; Cricetidae
Gene: Sdc4
Product: syndecan 4
Exons: 5
Coding region: 3-611 (202 amino acids)
Biological process (GO): cell migration
Cellular component (GO): membrane; cell surface
Source: RefSeq, a predicted model, not a curated record